Molecule: messenger RNA, 5166 nt
Organism: Vespa mandarinia (Asian giant hornet)
Lineage: Eukaryota; Metazoa; Arthropoda; Insecta; Hymenoptera; Vespidae
Molecular function (GO): protein binding
Source: RefSeq, a predicted model, not a curated record
ACGAUUUAACGUGGCGUGGUUCUGGUGCAAAGUAUAAAUAUGAGGGAGAAAGAGAGAGAUAGAGAACCGACACCGACGGUACCAACCGUGAGCCCGGAAAUAUGCUUGACGUUAGUAUAUUUACAGAUAGUUAUGUUGUAAAUAUCCCCUGCAUAUACUUGUCAUACUGAGUUUUCAGAGUAAAGAGAUAGAAAGUAGAUAGAUCGGGAAAGAGAGAGAAAGAGAGAGAGAGAGAGAGAGAGAGAGAGAGAGACCAUCAAUUUACUACGUCGUUUAAUUCUCGCGUGAGUCGACGAGAAAGAUGUUUCAGUUAAAUGAGAAAACGCUUCGGCCGGAUUUGGCUUUCAAUUUAUAAAGUGGAAAUACUCAUCGUACGUUCCACGUCGUAAUGUCUCCUUGGGGCUUAUUAAAAGCGAAUAAGCGGUGUUACGUGAAACACGCUUCACGUUCCAGGGAUCUUCUAUUAAUCAGAUUAAAAUGGUUCAUUCUUCUCAUUCUUUUUCUUCAGUAUCUUACGAGAGAAUAAUAAUACACAGUAGUUGGAGAAAAAAAUAAAAGAAAGAAGAAAAAUAAAAAGGGAUAGGUGAUUGUAACGAAUCGGGACUCAGUCAAAAGAGAAAUAAAACGUUCUUUCUGAGUUCGAAAAAAAGGUAAGCAAAAGAAAAUAAAAACGAAAGCAAAGCGAGUCAAGUCAAAACAAAAAAGAAAAGAAAACAAAAUAAAAGUAAACAAAAAGGGAAAGGAAAAAUCAGGAGGCGAGACGAAAUCUAGGACCGAGCGCGUGCGCUUUGGGAUAGGCGAAGGAGGGUUGAGGAAAAGGUUGAGGAGUAGGGGUUGGCGCCCGGUGGCGCCCCACUCGUCGCUCGGCACCCUUCCACUUUUGGCUCGCGGCGCGCACGCCGUCGCCGCCGUCGCCGCGACGGCAGGGUUGGGCUGUUGUCGGAAGGGUGGAGGUGUCAGGCGCCAGUCGCUACGCGGACGCUGAGCUCGGGAUUUCCCUCGUCUUCGCGAUAUAGAGCUCUAUUUUCAAUCGUGAAAGGAUAGAGUGAUCGAUUCGAAAGUACAGUAAUUCAUCGAAGGUGGUUUCGAGAGAGGAUAAAGAGGGAGCUGUACGAAGAGAGAAAGAGAGAGAGAGAGAGAGAGAGGAGGAAGUGAAGAGGAGUAGAAGGAGGGGGAGAAGGAGAAGAAGGAUCAUGGAGAAGAAUGGAUCGAGAUUGUGAUGUUACUUGCGAGGGAAUAUACGAUUAAAAAUAAUAACGGAAGUGGCAUAGGUGUAAUAUAUUACUUCGGCGAAGAUUGGAUGAAACGUUUCAACGAAGGUAGAUAAGAAUAAAAAGAGGGAAAGGAAAAACAGUUUGGGCGAUAUCAGAAAGAGGACAUCGAGGAUCGGCAGUGAAAGAAAAAUAAGGAAGAUAAGAGAAAAGGACCUUAGGUGGAUUUUAUGAAAAGGCGAAAAAUGCGAUAGAGAUUGGUGAAUGGUCGAUGAAGCAUCAUCAUGUGCUCGAGUGUAAGAGCUUGGUGGUGGAGGGGAGCUCUCUUGGGCACAAUGAUGCUCGCUUGGACUUGUAUCGUCGAGGCUUGCCCGAGUAUGUGUGCCUGCAAGUGGAAGGGUGGAAAGGAGUGGGUGGAGUGUGCGAAUCGAGAUCUGAAGGGACUACCACAGGGUGCCGGAGAGGAGACUCAGGUGUUGGAUCUGUCGGACAAUCACCUGGUCAGUUUACCACCGGAAUGCUUUCACGCUUUGGGACUGAUCAAUCUUCAGCGACUCUAUCUCGGUAGAUCGCAUAUCAGUAGAAUAGCCGUGAGAGCGUUCGAAGGGUUGGUCGGGCUGGUUGAGUUGGAUCUGACAGAAAAUCUGAUCGACGAGAUACCAACGGAAAGCUUUUCGUCUUGCCCAAAUCUCAUGAGGCUGACGUUGAACGGUAAUCCUAUAGUGGAGAUCAAAAGGGGCGCCUUUCAUCGUCUGGUGCAUCUGACGAAUCUGGAGUUGAGCCAUUGCAGACUUGAGAUCAUCGAAGAAGGUGCCUUCGAUGGUUUGCAUUCCCUCGAAUGGUUACGUCUGGAUGGUAAUCGAUUGACGUACAUGCCAAAUCAUACCUUACCACUCGGUGGUAGCUUUCGAGGAUUGACAUUACACAAUAAUCCUUGGUUGUGCGACUGUGGCUUGAGAAUUCUGCAGGCUUGGCUGAAGGAAUCAGCACCGGCAGCUCCUCAGGAAUCUGAACCUAUUUGCGAUAUGCCAGUUCGUUUACGAGAUAGACAGAUAAAAACGUUAAAGGACAACGAGCUCGCGUGCCUACCGCGGAUUGAGUUGCAGGAACGUGUCGACGUAUACGAGGGUAGCAACGUGACAUUCCAAUGCAACGUCCAUGCUAUACCGGCAGCUACGAUCACAUGGUGGUUCAACGGAGAUAUCUGCGAGCUUCAGAAUGAGAAUGAUUCCUCGACGAUGAACUUCGUAACUUUUCAAAGAUACAUCUAUAGGCAACGUGGCUCGACCAACAUGUCGAGCACUCUGUACGUAUACUCGGUGGAGGCUAACAACGAUGGCGUCUAUAGUUGCGUCGCAGAGAACACUGCUGGUACUACUGGCGCUAACGUCACCCUGAAGGUUCUGUUCCGUGAAAAGGUAACCGCGGAACCUCCAUCGGACGAUCCAGGUUCCGGUUAUGUAGCAGCGAUAGCUGCUGGCGCGCUAGUAGGCACUCUCUUCGUUCUUGGCUGCGUGGUCGGUAGUAUUGUAUUUUGCGUGCGGAAACGUCGACGCGAUCGGAAGAGGAAUUCCAAGGCAUUGGUCUCGCAAAAUAAAUCGGUGAUGCCUAUCACGAAGGAUACAACGACGAGUCUGCCAAGUUGUAGAAAGGGUAAUGGCAGUUUGGUUGGUUUCGAGCAUCAACAGAUCGUAUCUUACACUGAACGCGAAAUUGGCAGAGCUGCGACCUUGGAACGAAGAGAACAACGUGGUGGUAAUUUGGAAGAGUCCUAUGGUAGUCCGGUAUCAAAGUAUUUAACAGAACCGGACUUGAUAAAUGAAGUUCCUGAAACCACGGACGUGACCUAUGGCCAAUUAUACCGUCAUCAGACAAACGAGAGGCACGUACUCGAAUACGACUCUGGUUAUCCGAUACAACCACCGGACUUACGUCCAUCGAAUAUACCGCAAUUGAGUUACUUGGAUCAGGAUGGAUAUCCUAUAAAUUUUGGCCUGCCAAAGAUCUCGUUCAAUAACGCGAGUACGCUUCCACGUUUAAGGACAAGAAUGGCAGAGGGUUCGGCCGUUGCCCCACCGGCUAGAUACUCGAGAGAAGCUGAGUUCUUAGCUAGAUCGACGGCAGGUUAUGAUCCAGUUUUACCUAGAACCGAUGCUAGAUACACUGCCGAAGGUUAUCCGUACCCUCCUCAUCAACCAGUUGAACAACCAAUACAGCAGCAGCUUCAACAACCCGUCGUCUCGCCCGUUGUCUCGCCUGCCUCAGUUUUUCCAGAGGUUCCUUUCAUACCGUCACCACCUGCUGCUUACAGAGGCGAAACCACACCACUAUCACCGAGAUCUUUACUCGGCAAGACUGCACGUGAAGCAGCCGCUGCUGCUGCUGCCAGGGCGGACGAACUUCAGCCACCUCAUCAUCCAGAAAGUCCGGACGAAGGUUACGUUGGCGAUGCCAUGGACGUUUGAAAAUUAUCACGAAUUUCAUCGUGCUCAAUUGAUCGAUACAAAAAACGGUAAAGACGGUGGGAUCGAUUUCUAUUUCAUUCGGAUGACCAAAUCUCUCGUUCCAAAUGUUCCGCUACUCUGUGCUUCCAUCAUCGAUUUUUGUUAGUUGUUUUCUUUCAAUUCCAAAUGACGAGUAAAACAGUCGAAAAGGAAAAUGGAAAAAGAAAAAGAAGGGAACUAUGAUCGAUUGAUCCGAAAGAAUAGCCAUACGAAGUAUUAAUAAUCGUUUCUAUCGUUGGACCAUUUAAACUCAUUUUGAUCGACAUCGAAAUAAACGAAGAUCGAGCUGUGGAUUUAUGUGUUCGAUUUAAAGACAUUUCAUCCACAUAUCGUGUAGUAAAUUUUGUGGGGGCAACAUCGUGCUAUUACUUCGUACACUCACAGCUCUCUAUCAUCCAUCGUCUUUCUAUAUCCUUCGAAAUGGGUCGACGUCGUCGUUGACAUAGUCGUUCUCGGCCAUCGAAAUGGGCGUUAAGACGACAUCGAAUCGGAGGAAGCAUAGAGGAAGCUCGAACAAAGGAGGAAUCCCACUGUCGGUACCGGUCCUACGAAAUUAAUCAGCUAGGAGAGAGAAUAUCUGGAAUUCUCGGACUACGACGACGACGACGACGACAUGUCUCUCUCUCUCUCUCUCUCUCUCUCUCUCUCUCUCUCUCUCUCUCUCUCUCUCUCUCUCUUUCUCUCUCUCUUUCUCUUUCUCUUUCUCUUUCUCUCUCUCUUGUGAGAUCAUAAUUUCUUGUCAUAGACACGUCUCUUGACGUUCGUUGCAGAAUGCUUCGAAUCGAAUAAUAAUAAUCGGUCGACGUAGAUCUCUACGUAGAUCCUCAUAUGGCCCCAUAGAUCCUCUUCGGCCCCUUUAAGGAACGGGAAUCUAUUCGUAAAUCAUUCAACGAAUAUAAUUAUCGUUCGACGAUCAAAAAGUCAACUGUGAAACAGAUUAUAAUAAUUUCUCUGACAAAUGACAGUGAAAUAUGUGCGACGUAUAUAGAUAUAUAUAUACAUACUUUCGACGAGAUGAUUUGAAAAACAAAGAGAUAGAUAGAGAGGUGAUUAACGAUAAGAGAAAGAUCAACGACCUAACAAGUAAUUAUCUACACGACACUGUACGUACAUACGUAUAUACGUGAAAUUCGUUCGAUCGCAAAACUUUUCACCAUCCUCUUCACCCUCGUCUCAUCCCAUCGAUAACUUCACCUUUUUUAGACGUACUAAGUAAACCAAUACGAUUAAUGGAACUUCGAGACAUUUUCUGGGACGAAAAAAGAAAAAGAAAAUAAAAAAAAAAAAAAGGAAGAAGAAGAAGAAGCAGGGAUUUUGCGGAUGUAGUCAUUCUGCUGUAGUGAUAAUAAUGUUAACUCGGUGUUUAAGACUGCCGGAUUGGAGGUAACGUCGAAUUAACAGGACGAUAGAUAUUACUGGUGGUUACUUUAAAUAUCUAAUGUACAGAGACU